Messenger RNA from Bursaphelenchus okinawaensis, 1500 nucleotides. The record is from the annotation of a GenBank genome assembly. NCBI's taxonomy places the organism in Eukaryota, Metazoa, Nematoda, Chromadorea, Rhabditida, Aphelenchoididae.
AUGGCCCAGAAUCCCGACAUUCUCACCAAUGAUGACAGCCUAAGAAAGCUGUUCCCGCCCAGCCUCAAUUCCAGUCUAGCUGGAAAUCUCACGCUUCCCACCCUGCGCACCUUUUGUGAAAGAUUGAUAGAAUAUAAUAGAAAACUAUGCCAAAUCCUUGGCCGAGACCUUCGUUGGCAUGCCCAAUCUCACCUCAAGACGGCCAACAUCACUGGUCUUCAUGACAAGCAGUUGAUCACGUUAAGAACGACACUCGAACGACAACUUCAGGAGCAUCAACAAUGUGAAACAGUAUUAAAUAGGCAAGUUCUAGACUUACGGAACUCUUAUAGUAAACUCUCCCAGAUUCCAGCCCAAGUUUCCUCGCUCUUCACCUUGACGAGAACGUUGAGCAACGACACAAAGGCUCAAGAAGCCUCUAUUAAUCAGCAGUUGGCUCAGAUCGAAGCCAAGAUUGAGAACAUCAAUCUGCGCAUUUUGGCCAUCGAAGACAAGGUAAGGCCACGUACUAGCACCCCUAUCGAAGAUUUUUCCACGGGAUUUAUAGAAAACCUUAUUGAAUUUAAGCUCUCAACUCCUGAGGUAUCCCUAAACUCGGUACCAGAAUCUCAGCCUAAUGACCAGCCAGAAGCUGAUUCUCAGCCUGCUGAUGACCCACCCCCUGAUGGACAUAUUAUCACAAGUUUAGACUUCACAAACUUUUUAAGCCCUUUUAAUAGUAAUGGUGACAUCACGUUCCCGGAGUGGUUACAAAAGUUUGAAGAUUUCAAAGAUCAACAAACCACUGCCUGGGACGAUGAAACCACCAUUAAGCGAUUAAGGAUGUGCUUGUCUGGCGAUGCCCGUGACCGGCUGCUAAAAGUAGCACUAAACCCCAACCCGCCCGACGGCGCGUCCAAACCCUUCCAUGAAGUAAAAGACCUGAUGCUUGCUUCGUACCGAAAAGACGGUGGACAAGCCAUCGCUCGCGCAGAACUGGCCGUACUCAAGCAACGGCAUGAUGAGACCAUUACACACUUUAUUGAACGUUUAACUAGAUUAGUCGGCCGACUUGAUCCUGAAGCCAACUCGGCAACUCGCGAAAAGCGAGUCUUCGAGGAGUUCAUGAGCCGAGUCAAAGAUGACAUUGCCACGCCAUUAAGGCUCUCCAUUCCCGAGAACUUGGAGCAAGCCCGCGCCAAAGCCUUAGCUAUCGAAAGCAUCAACGCCGCCGCUAACCUGGCUAGAACAGACAACAUUGCCGCCACUUUUGCUACGGCAGUUCAAGCCCUAGCCAACGCUUCUAUUUCCAAACCCGCUACUUCUGGCUCCUCUGAACCUCGUGCUACGAAAUGUUUUUACUGUGCCCGCCCAGGGCAUUGGGCUAGAGACUGCAGAAAGAAAAAAGCGGACAUGGCGAACCGUCGCCGUUUCCCUCGGCCAUCAAAUCGGCCAGAUUAUCAGAGAUUCGAUCGUUCGUCGCCCGAAUCACAAAAACCCGCCCGCCUGCUCACGCCCUAG